AUAUUCCAACUCUCAUUUUUCAUCUCUUUCUUCUUAUUUCUUUCUAAAUUUUAGUAUCUGAACAGACAUUGUUGCAUGCACUGAAAGAUAUGUCAAUAGUUUCUUUAGAGAAGUACAUUGUUUUUUUUCGUCGUAAAAUUAAACUAGUCCACUGCAAUUGACAUCAGAGAGAUUCAAAUCUGAAACUUUAAGAGGAGCACAUUCUAAAAUCUCAAGUCAAUAAAAAUCAAAUCAAUCCAUUUGAUGUUUGCAGAAGUAAUCCACUUCUUGUAGUGAUACAUGGAGUAAACUGAUCACAUUACAAUACGAGCAUAAUUGAAAAGAUGAAAAAGAACCUAGUUCAUGCACUUGUUGGUUGUUUCCAUAUGAUGUUUUCAACAAUAUUCGUAUAUAGUAUUCUACCUUGAAGUACACAAAGUGAUCAAUAGUUCAAAUUCCAAGAUUUUGAGCAACAAAGUAAAGCUAAAAGAUGGAAAACUUUUGGAGCAUGAUUUGUGGAGACUGUGGUAAUGUUGAUAAUGAAGGAAAACCUUUCUGUUAUGAUUUAGCACUUUUGAAAGAUCCUUCUUCAUGCAUCAACCAUGUGUUGGUCAUUUCAUUUGAUGUGAUAGUCCUUACCAUGUUGAUAUUUAUCAUGAUCCUGAAGUCUUCCUCGAGACCUUUUCGAAGUCUAGUACGAUAUUCAAACUUGCAGUUAGUUUCUGCCAUAACCAAUGGCUUUCUAGGUUUGUUGCAUUUAUCCUUAGGAGUUUGGAUUUUAGAGGAGAAGUUAAGGAAAAACCAUGAAGUCUUCCCUCUUAAUUGGUGGUUGCUAGAACUCUUUCAUGGUUUAACAUGGUUGUCGAUAAGUUUAUCUGUCAGCCUUCAGAUGAAACAACUUACAAGAGCAUGGUUGUGGAUGUUUUCUGCUCUCAUGCUCUUUGUUUCUUUUAUAUUAUGUGUUUUAUCCGUGUCUUAUGCGAUUGGGAGCACCGAACUGUCCCUCGAGGCAGCUUUAGAUGUUCUAUCUUUUCUAGGAGCAACUUUGCUGUUGUUAUGCACAUACAAAGCAUGUACAUGUGAAGUCGAUCCUGUAAAUGGUGAAAGCCUUUAUGCUCCUUUAAAUGGCCAGUUCAAUGAAGUUGAUCCUGCUAGCAAUGUAACCCCUUUUUCCAAUGCUGGAUUCUUUAGAAAGACUUCGUUUUGGUGGUUGAAUCCAUUGAUGAAAACGGGUCUAGAGAAAACACUUCUAGACGAUGAUAUCCCAAAGUUAAGAGUGUUUGACCGAGCAGAAAGUUGUUAUUUUUCAUUUGUUGAACAGUUAAACAAACAAAAACAACAUGAACCAUCAUCACAUUUGUCGGUUUUAUGGACAAUAAUUUUGUGCCACAAGAGAGAGAUUUUGAUAACAGGAUUCUUCGCUUUUCUCAAGGUACUCACACUAUCUUCUGGUCCUAUGAUUCUGAAUGAAUUUAUAUUGGUUGCUGAAGGUAAUGAAAGUUUCAAAUAUGAAGGUUAUUUAUUAGCCAUAUCAAUCUUCCUUGUAAAGAUCAUAGAAUCUAUAUCUCAAAGACAAUGGUAUUUCCGCAGUAGACUUGUUGGAGUGAAAAUUCGAUCUUUACUUACUGCAGCCACUUAUAAAAAAAUGUUAAGUCUAUCAAAUUCGGCUAGAUUGAAUCACUCUGGUGGUGAGAUAAUGAAUUAUGUUACUGUCGAUGCUUAUAGAAUUGGAGAAUUUCCAUUUUGGUUUCACCAGACUUGGACAACAAGCCUCCAAUUGUGUAUUGCAUUGAUAAUUCUUUUCCGCACAAUUGGACUAGCAACACUCGCAUCAUUGGUGGUGAUAGUUCUCACUGUGCUUUGCAACGCUCCACUAGCAAACUUACAACACAAGUUUCAAACCCAACUUAUGGUGGCGCAAGAUGAGAGAUUAAAGGCGAGUUCGGAGGCUCUUGUGAAUAUGAAAGUGUUGAAGCUAUAUGCAUGGGAAACACAUUUUAAAAAUGUUGUAGAUAAUUUAAGAAAUGUCGAACUCAAUUUUUUAUCUCCGGUGCAAUUAAGAAGAACAUACCAUAUAUUUAUCUUUAUGACAUCCCUGAUGUUGGCGUCAACAGCAUCUUUUUUUGCAUGCUACUUCUUGAAGAUUCCUCUGAAUGCAAGUAAUGUUUUCACAUUGGUCGCAACUUUGCGCCUUGUUCAAGAUCCAAUUGCAAACAUCCCAGAAGUUAUUGCAGCGAUCAUUCAGGCGAAAGUUGCAUUUGCUCGGAUUGUUAAUUUCCUUGAGGCACCAGAACUGCAGAGUGAAAAUUUUAGGAACAGGUGCUUUAAAGAUGACCUCAAAGACACAAUUUCAAUAAAAUGUGCCGACUUUUCAUGGGAAGGUAACUCGUCAAAGCCAUCACUAAGGAACAUAAAUUUAGAUGUUAGACAUGGGCAAAAGGUGGCCAUUUGUGGAGAAGUUGGUUCCGGAAAAUCAACCAUCUUAGCAACAAUUCUUGGAGAAGUUUCUAAAACAAAGGGAACUAUUGAUGUUCAUGGGAAGUUUGGAUAUGUUUCUCAAACAGCAUGGAUACAAACAGGCACGAUACGUGAAAAUAUUUUGUUUGGAUCUGAGUUGGAUGAUCAAAGAUAUCAAGAAACACUUCAGAGGUCUUCACUGGAAAAGGACCUUGAGUUGUUUCCCUAUGGAGACCUCACUGAAAUAGGCGAGAGAGGAGUUAAUUUAAGCGGAGGUCAAAAGCAACGAAUUCAACUUGCUCGCGCUCUUUAUAAGAAUGCUGAUAUAUAUCUUUUGGAUGAUCCAUUUAGUGCCGUUGAUGCACAUACUGCAAAAAAUUUGUUAAAUGAAUACAUCAUGGAAGGACUGAAAGGGAAAACUGUCUUACUCGUGACUCAUCAAGUCGAUUUCCUCCCCGCGUUUGAUAAUAUAUUGUUAAUGUCUAAUGGAGCAAUACUACAAGCUGGUUCAUAUCAACAGCUAUUGAGCUCAAGCCAAGAAUUCCAUAACCUUGUCAAUGCUCACAAGGAGACUGCUGGUUCUAACCAACUUGUGAGUGUUACUUCUUCCGAGAGACAUUCAACUUCCGGAAAGAGUACGCUGGAUCGCGUGUUGAAAGAAUUUAUACCCCCAAGUGGAAAUCAAUUAAUUCAGGAAGAAGAAAGAGAGAUAGGAAAUACAGGAUUGAAGCCUUACUUACAAUAUCUAAAUCGGACGAAAGGCUAUAUAUUAUUCUCUGUGGCUUCCCUUUGUUUCCUUUUUUCUGUGGUUUGUCAGAUACUGCAAAACUCAUGGAUGGCUGCUAAAGUUGACGAUCCCCUCGUCAGCACAUUGCAAUUGAUUUUAGUUUAUUUCGUUAUUGGUGUUUUUUCAAUAAUUUUCUUGUUCAUCAGAUGUCUACUUGUAGUUGCUUUAGGUCUUCAAUCGUCAAAAGAUUUAUUUUCACAGUUGAUGAACUCCCUCUUCCGUGCACCCAUGUCAUUUUACGACUCUACACCAUUAGGAAGAGUCCUUACUAGGGUCUCAUCUGAUCUUAGUAUUAUGGAUAUUGACAUUCCAUUUAUCCUCAGUUUUGCCGUGGGGGGCACUAUAGUUCUCUAUUCUAAUCUUAUAGUUUUGGCUGUUGUCACAUGGAAAGUCUUGAUUGUGGCUAUACCAAUGGUUUAUGUUGCAUUUCGCUUGCAGAGAUACUACUUUGCCUCAGCAAAAGAACUAAUGCGGUUGAAUGGCACAACAAAAUCCUCUUUAGCGAAUCAUGUAGCCGAAACUGUUGCUGGAGCUGUAACAAUAAGGGCUUUUGAGGGGGAAGAUCGUUCUUUUGAGAAGAACCUUGAUCUAAUUGAUAAUAAUGCAAGUGCUUUUUUUCAUAGUUUUGCCUCAAACGAAUGGUUGAUCCAACGAUUAGAAACACUCAGUGCAGUUGUUCUCGCCGCUGCAACACUUUGCAUGGUUAUGCUUCCUCCCGGAACAUUCCCCUCAGGAAUUAUUGGCAUGGCUCUAACUUAUGGCCUAUCACUAAACGGUGCCUUAAUAUUUGCAAUUCAAAAUCAAUGCACUCUUGCUAAUCACAUAAUAUCAGUAGAGAGGCUAAAUCAAUAUAUGCAUAUACAAAGCGAGGCCGAAGAAAUUAUAGAAGGAAAUCGUCCUCCUUUGAAUUGGCCAGUUGCUGGAGAAGUAGAAAUAAAUAACUUGAAGAUACGAUAUAGACAUGGCGGACCACUUGUACUUCAUGGCAUCACAUGUACAUUUAAAGCAGGUCACAAGAUUGGUAUUGUUGGCAGAACAGGCAGUGGGAAGUCCACUCUUAUCGGUGCUUUAUUUCGCCUUGUGGAACCAGCAGGUGGAAAAAUUGUAGUUGAUGGCAUAGAUAUCUCAUCUAUUGGCCUACAUGAUUUGAGGUCACGUUUUGGUAUUAUACCUCAAGAUCCUACACUUUUUAACGGGACAGUAAGAUUUAACUUGGACCCUUUAUCUCAACACACCGAUCAAGAGAUAUGGGAGGUUCUUGGGAAGUGUCAAUUGCGAGAAGUCGUCCAAGAGAAAGAAGAGGGUUUAGAUUCAUCAGGUACAUUUUCAAGUCUCAUUGUCAUAGCUACGUUAGAAGUUCAUUGUGUUUCCAAGUUAGUAUUAACUAGUGAAGAUUGUUACGCAGUUGUUGAGGAUGGAUCAAACUGGAGCAUGGGACAACGACAGUUAUUCUGUUUGGGACGUGCUCUUUUGAGAAGAAGUAAGAUUUUGGUAUUGGACGAAGCAACUGCGUCAAUUGAUAAUUCUACUGAUCUGAUUGUGCAGAAAACCAUUAGGGCUGAGUUCGCAGAUUGUACAGUAAUCACUGUCGCACACAGAAUACCAACUGUGAUGGAUUGCAAUAUGGUUCUUGCUAUAAGUGAUGGAAAAUUGGCGGAGUACGACGAACCAACGAGCUUGAUGAAGAGGGAAAACUCGAUGUUCAGGCAGCUUGUCAAAGAAUACUGGUCUCAUUUUCAGUCCACAGAAUCGCAUUGAUGCUACCAAUAUCUUUCAAGCCAGCACUAUUGUUUGAUUUGUUUCUCUGACUUUUUCUUUUUCUUUUGUACAAAGACCUAAUAUUCCAAUCAUUGUUAUGAUUUUUUUUAUUAAAAUCAUUGGCAUGAUUUUAUUCCUAUAGUUUUUCAGUUGAGAAUAUUGUAAUAAGGUCACUUCAUCAGAUAUAGAUCAGAUUUUGGUAUCAAUAUUUCAUUUUA
This is a messenger RNA of Medicago truncatula (barrel medic), 5199 nucleotides long. RefSeq names its product ABC transporter C family member 10. The transcript has 12 exons. Gene Ontology annotation, biological process: transmembrane transport. The coding region runs from base 470 to 4981 and encodes 1503 amino acids. Gene Ontology annotation, cellular component: membrane. Gene Ontology annotation, molecular function: ATP hydrolysis activity; ABC-type transporter activity; ATP binding. The record is from RefSeq and is a predicted model, not a curated record. Lineage: Eukaryota; Viridiplantae; Streptophyta; Magnoliopsida; Fabales; Fabaceae.